Adineta steineri is the source of this 1308-nucleotide messenger RNA. The record is from the annotation of a GenBank genome assembly. NCBI's taxonomy places the organism in Eukaryota, Metazoa, Rotifera, Eurotatoria, Adinetida, Adinetidae.
AUGAGCCAUCAUUCAGCUUUUCUUCGGUCGCAUCAUGCCAAAAUUACGAAUUCAAAUAAUAUACCUUCAUCAUCAAACAAUGAAAAUGAUGAAAAUUCUACAAUCAAAAAUCUAAUAUUCAAACAUAUAUCUAAAGCACAACAAUCAUCAAUGAAUAUCAAUAGUAAUAAAGGAACAAUGCGUGGUAUUCUUGGCGAAGUUGGCAACAUGACGUUAUCGAAUAAACCUAUUAUUUCGAAACCGAAAAUAAUUCAACAACAUAGUUCAAUAGCAACAAUAAUUGAAUCAAAAUCAAUUGUUAAUAUACUACCACCAGCGCCACCACCAUCGAUAACAAUAACAGAUGAGGAUAAUCAAAUAGAAGAAAUUAUUUUGGAUGAUGAUGAUGAAGACGAAUAUAUAACUGAAACGCCAGCUGAAUUUGAUUGCGAUAGUGGUGAUCUCUAUAAUAUAACAACUGUUUCUGAAUUUGUUGUUGAUAUUUGUAAAUAUUGGAGAGAAUUGGAACAUCAUACACCUAUACGACAAAAUUUUUUACUUAAUCGUCGUGAAGGUACAGCUUCGCCUCAGAAUCGUGCUGUACUUAUUGAUUGGCUCUAUCAAGUACAUGAUCGAUUUAAACUUCUUUCAGAUACAUUUCAUAUGGCAAUUAAUUUUAUUGAUCGUUAUUUACAAGUAGUGGAUGUAUCAAAACAUGAAUUACAACUUAUUGGAUCGGCUGCAUUAUUAUUAGCUUGUAAGUAUGAAGAAAUGACAAUUCCUGGUAUGAAUGAUUUUGUUUAUGUAUCUGAUAAUGCAUAUUCAAAAGAAGAUAUGAAAGAAAUGGAACGACGUAUUAUAUCAACAUUAUCAUAUGAUCUUGGUCGUCCAUUAUCAAUAAAUUAUCUUCGUCGUUAUUCAAAAAUAAUUCAAGCAACUGAUCUUGAACAUACAUUAGGAAAAUAUCUUCUUGAUUUAACAUUUAUUGAUCAUACAUGUUCUCAUAUACUUCCAUCAUAUAUAUCAGCAUGUGCUUCAUUUCUUUCACGAUAUUUACUUACAUACAAACGUAUUACAUCUUCAACAUCAAUUCCAUUAUUAAUUGAACAUUUAUGGCCAAGUAAAUUUAUGUUAUAUCAUACUGGUUAUACAUAUGAACAACUUCGUCAAGGUAUCGAACAAUUAGGACAAUUACUUAUUGGACAAGAUACAACAAAAUUAAAAAGUGUACAAAAGAAAUUCUCUCAAAGUAAUAUGUUUUCAAUAGCACAACAUAGUUGUUGUAAAAGUGCGUAUGUUCAAAUAGCACUUACACGUUUACCAAAAUAA